Eufriesea mexicana is the source of this 1031-nucleotide messenger RNA. It is a transcript of the gene eIF3g1, whose product is annotated as eukaryotic translation initiation factor 3 subunit g1. The transcript is spliced from 3 exons. Gene Ontology annotation, molecular function: RNA binding; translation initiation factor activity. Lineage: Eukaryota; Metazoa; Arthropoda; Insecta; Hymenoptera; Apidae. Gene Ontology annotation, cellular component: eukaryotic translation initiation factor 3 complex; cytoplasm. The record is from RefSeq and is a predicted model, not a curated record. Bases 97 to 954 code for a protein of 285 amino acids.
CGGAAAUUCCUCCAUUUCGGCUCAUUUUCAUUUACGUUUCAUAGGAUUUGCUUUCCUGUCAAUUUUCUACGGUGUUUGUUUGGGUAAAUUUUAGAAAUGCCUGUAGCAGAAGUAAAAUCUAGUUGGGCUGAUGAGGUCGAAGAAGAGGGAGGAGCGUUACCUCCACCAUCAGAGACUUAUGAAAAUGGGUUUAAAAUUCUCACUGAAUACAAAUAUAAUAUGGAUGAUAAGAAAGUCAAGGUGGUCCGUACAUAUAAGAUCGAAAAACGUAUAGUUUCAAAAACAAUUGCUGCACGUAAAAACUGGGCCAAAUUUGGAGAUUCUGCAGAUGAUCGACCUGGACCCAAUCCUGCCACUACAGUUGGUAGUGAAGACGUCUUUAUGCAAUUUAUUUCAAAUAAGGAAGAAGAAAAUAAGGUUGAAGAAGAUACUCUUGAGAAAUUGAAGAAUAUGGGAGAUAAAGGUGUAGUUAAAUGUCGUAAAUGUAAUGGGGACCACUGGACCUCUAAAUGCCCUUAUAAAGAUACUGUUCUUGCUGGAGGUAAAGUGCUAGAUGAUAAGAAACCACUUGUUAAUACUGGUACUCCUGGAACAAUGGCGGAAUUGAAACCUCAAGGUGUUAAAUACAUACCACCUGGUAUGCGCGAUGGUGCCAGCAAACGUGGGGAUACUCUACAGAUACAAAGACGCGAUGACACUACUGCUAUACGUAUUUCCAAUUUGUCAGAAAGUACUACUGAUGCAGAUUUGGAUGAGCUUGUUAAGCCAUUUGGCUCUGUUCUUAAAUAUUAUCUUGCUAAAGACAAGCAAACUAACCUUUGCAAGGGAUUUGCUUAUGUACAUUUCAAAUAUAGGAUAGAAGCAGCUAAAGCUAUUGCUACAUUGAAUGGUUAUGGAUAUGACCACCUUAUCUUAAACGUAGACUGGUCAAAACCACAACAACAAAAUAAUUGAGAAUAUUAAAUAAAUAUUCAGUUCUUAUUAUCUGAAUUCUACAGUAUAUUAAAAUGAAGGAGAUUGCUUAAGUGUGA